AUGGGCGAGCAGAUUCCAGUUCACAAGAAGUUCAACACUGAGCUUACGGAUUACUCCGUCGAGCAUCAUGGCGAUCAAGGUGUCUAUGCCGAUAAUCUCGAAGUAGACGCUCUCGUCGUCGGUGCUGGCUUUGCUGGUAUUUUCAUGCUCAAGACCCUGCGAGACCGCGGCUACAAGACUGUUGUUUACGAAGCUGGCAACGAUACUGGAGGCACUUGGCGAUGGAAUUGCUACCCCGGUGCUGGUGUCGACUCCGAAGUGCCUGAAUACGAAUUCAGCUGGCCUGAGGUUUACGAUACCUGGACUUGGCCUUGCAACUAUCCUACUUACGCUGAUCUUCGCGCUUACUUUGAUCAUGUCGACAAGGUCCUUGACAUCAAGAAGGAUAUUGCGUUCAACACCGUUGUUGUAGGCGGCAAGUUCGAUACCGAGAGCGGUCGCUGGCAUAUUCGCACUGCAGACGGUCGCGUCGCCAAGGCCAAGUAUCUCGUCCUUGGAACCGGCUUCGCUGCCCGUCGAUGCAUUCCUGACUGGCCUGGCAUGGACAAGUUCAAGGGCAUAAUCCACCACUCCUCCUUCUGGCCCGACGAAAAGGUCGACGUCACCAACAAGCGCUGCGCUAUCAUCGGCACGGGCGCCUCAGGCGUGCAGAUCACGCAGGCCUGGGGUCCCGAGGCCGGUCAUCUCAAGGUCUUCCAGCGAACCCCCAACCUCGCCGUCCCCAUGCGCCGCAAGUAUCCCUCCGCCGAAGAGCAGAACCAGGCCAAGAAGUUCUACCCCGAGCUGUUCCGCUACCGCGAGGAGAACUUUGCAGGCUUCCACUAUGACUGGUACGAGAAGAACACCUUUGACGAUACGCCUGAGGACCGCGAGGCUCUGUAUGAGCAGGUCUGGAAAGAUGGCGGUUUUAGGUACUGGGUUGCUGUGUACAAGGACAACCUGUUCAAUGCGGAAGCGAACAAGGAGUCGUACAAAUUCUGGGCCAAGAAGACACGCAACAGGAUUGGUGACCCUAAGAAGCGGGAUCUUCUUGCGCCGACGGUAGAGAACAUGCCGCAUUACUUUGGCAUCAAGCGACCGUGCUUAGAGUACGAUUACUACGAGCAGUUCAACAGGGAGAAUGUGGAUGUUGUUGAUAUCAAGAACAAUGCGAUCAAGGAGUUUACCGAGACGGGUAUUACGCUGGAGGACGGGACGCACCAUGAAUUCGAUGUCAUUGCUGUUGCGACAGGAUUUGAUGUUGUCACUGGUGUGAUGACGCAGCUUGGUCUUCAGAGCAUUGAGGGCGCUGAACUCGAGAAGGAAUGGAAGACUGGCGCGACGACCUAUCUCGGCGUCACUACCCCCGGUUAUCCCAACAUGUUCCAUAUCUACGGUCCCCACGGCCCAACCCUUCUUAGCAACGGCCCUACAUCCGUCGCCGUCCAAGGCCGCUGGAUCGUCGACGCCAUCGACAAGAUCAAGCUCAACGACAUCAAGUACAUCAACCCCUCCAAGAAGGCCGGCGAGGAAUGGAAGAAGCACAUCGUCGAACUUAACAACAGGACUCUCUUCCCUACUACUCGCUCCACAUACAUGGGCGGCUCUAUCCCUGGUAAGAUUUACGAGCCUGUUUGUUACUCUGGUGGCAUUCCUGCAUACAAGAUUGAGAUUCGCGAGGCGCUUGAUACUAUGAAGGGUUUUGAGGUUGUUAAGAAUAAAUAG
Molecule: messenger RNA, 1704 nt
Organism: Fusarium mangiferae
Lineage: Eukaryota; Fungi; Ascomycota; Sordariomycetes; Hypocreales; Nectriaceae
Exons: 8
Coding region: 1-1704 (567 amino acids)
Molecular function (GO): NADP binding; N,N-dimethylaniline monooxygenase activity; flavin adenine dinucleotide binding
Source: RefSeq, a predicted model, not a curated record